AUGGGGAGUCCAGCAAGUCCUUCAAUUGCCAUCAUUGCAGUAGAUUAUGUUGUUUCAAUGGCGUUGACUCACCUUGACUUUGAAAUUCCGAUUAUUAAGUCGUAUGUUGAUGAUCUCUUCGCAGUGGUUCCAAAGGAUAAAGUAGACAGCAUCUUAGGUGUGUUUAAUAGUAUUGACAAGGACAUCCAGUUUACCUUGGAAGUUGAGAAUAACGGGAAGUUGCCUUUUUUGAACAUACUAAUAGAAAGAUCAGAAGAUGGUGAUCUUAUAACUUCUUGGUUCAAGAAACCGUACAGCUCAGGAAGAAUUUUGAAUUUUAAUUCCAAUCAUCCAUUGAGCCAGAAAUUGGGGGUUGUAAAAGGGUUUUUGAACAGAGCCAUGCGUUUGAGUCUUGUGAACAAGACCAAGGAAAGUAUUCGCAUGGUUAGAAGAUUACUGUCAUCUAACAAUUAUCCAAACAAGGUCAUCAGCAAGUGUGAGAAAAUUGUGUCCGAGAGGAUUAGAAACAACAUCAGGAGCAACAAUGUCAACAGGAAUUGGUCGUUUAGCAGAUUUCCCUACAUAAAAGGCUUGUCACCAAGACUGGGAUCUUUAUUUAGGCACACCAACUGCAAGUUGGUAUUCUAUAAUGUAUUCAAGGUUAAGGAUCUAUUUUCCCGGCUAAAAGACAAAGUGGAGAAAGAAGAUAGAUCUGGCCUGGUAUACAGGAUUCCGUGCUCGUGUGGGAAAUGGUACGUUGGACAGACCAGGCAAAAAUUAAAAGCCAGAGUGAGACAACACAAACUUGACUGCAGACCUGAGAAGUCCAUAAAAAACAACAAAACAGCAUUAGCGGAACAUCACUUUGUUGAGGAUGGUCAUAACUUUCAGUUCGAGGAUGUUGAGAUUUUAGAUCUGGAGAAAAAUUACAUGAAGAGAAACCUAAGCGAAAUGAUUUUUAUUAAGGCGAUGAAUUGUGUCAAUUUUAGAUCCGACACGCAAAACCUCAGUACAAUUUACAGUGACCUGAUAAAUGAUGUUAAGGAUUUAGUGAAGUCAUAG
This is a messenger RNA of Neodiprion virginianus, 1041 nucleotides long. RefSeq lists its product as uncharacterized. The record is from RefSeq and is a predicted model, not a curated record. The transcript has a single exon. The coding region runs from base 1 to 1041 and encodes 346 amino acids. Lineage: Eukaryota; Metazoa; Arthropoda; Insecta; Hymenoptera; Diprionidae.